This is a messenger RNA of Pogona vitticeps (central bearded dragon), 2407 nucleotides long. Its product is annotated as protein nucleotidyltransferase YdiU. The record is from RefSeq and is a predicted model, not a curated record. Lineage: Eukaryota; Metazoa; Chordata; Lepidosauria; Squamata; Agamidae.
GGAGCAGGAAGAGGAGUCGCCUCCUCCUCCUCCUCCUUCCAGGGGUGCCUGUUAGCCGCGGGAGAAGCCGGGCUUAGAGGGGAGCAGAAAUAGGACGCCUCUCCUCCCCACACUUAAAUAAGAGCCUUCAUUAAAAAGCCUUCACUAUGUCAAGGUAUUGUGUAGCACCUUGGUUGUUUACAUCGUUAAUACUGGUAUGUCAUUCUGGAUGCUACCUGCUGGACUCAAUAAUUGCUGCAAGCAAUUUUAACCAUAUGCACAAUUACAUUAAUACAUCAAACUUUGAUCAAGACUAUUGUGAAAGAAAAAAGAAACUGUCCACUUUGAAUGGAUGGAGACUUUCUACGCACAAAUUCACAGCUACACUUCCCAUUGAUUUCAUCCAAGAAAUAUAUAUACGUGAAGUGCGUGGCUCGGUUUUUUCUGUUGUGUACCCUACACCAUUUAAAUCCAGAGUUCUGCUUGUCGCUGUUUCAAAGGAUGUUUUGGAAGAUAUUUUGGACUUAGAUGUAACUGUCUCAGCCACAGAAGAUUUUCUGCAGUUUGUUAGUGGUACAAAAAUAAUAUUAGGAUCUCUUCCUUUGGCCCACCGAUAUGGUGGGCAUCAGUUUGGUAGCUGGGCAGGCCAACUGGGUGAUGGAAGGGCGCAUUUGAUUGGUGUUCAUACAAAUAGGUUUGGUGAUACUUGGGAACUACAGCUGAAAGGUUCAGGAAGGACCCCAUAUUCCAGGAAUGGGGAUGGCAGAGCAGUGCUUCACUCUUCUGUACGAGAGUUUUUGGGAAGCGAGGCCAUGCAUUAUCUUGGCAUUCCUACAAGCCGAGCAGCUAGUUUAGUUGUAAGUGAUGAUGAUGUGUGGAGGGAUCGGUUCUACAACGGGAAUAUUAAACAAGAAAGAGGUGCAGUAGUUCUGCGUGUGGCCAAAUCAUGGUUUCGAAUAGGAUCAUUAGAAAUACUUGCUCAUUCCGGGGAGGUGGACUUGUUAAGAAUGCUGUUAGAUCUUGUCAUAGAGGAGCACUUUCCAUCAAUAACCCUGAAUGAUUCAGACAGAUACUUGGCCUUUUUCUCUAGAGUAGUGUCUGAGACCGCAAAUUUGAUUGCGUUGUGGAUGUCAGUAGGCUUUGCUCAUGGUGUGUGUAACACAGAUAAUUUCAGCCUGUUAUCCAUUACUAUAGAUUACGGCCCAUUUGGGUUUAUGGAGUCUUACGAUCCAGACUUUGUCCCAAACACGUCUGAUGACGAAAAACGAUAUAAAAUAGGAAACCAGGCAAAUGUUGGAAUGUUUAAUAUGAACAAGCUUUUGGAGGCUUUAAAUCCUGUACUGGAUGCCAGGCAAAAGCAGCUUGCUUCUCAGAUACUUGAGGAAUUUCCUGAGCAAUAUUAUAAAUGCUUUACAGGUCUGUUCAAAGCAAAAUUAGGUCUCCUUGGCAACAGUGAGGAUGAUGACUAUUUGAUUGCGUUCCUUCUAAAACUCAUGGAAGAUACAGAGGCAGACUUCACAAUGACCUUUCGACAUCUCAGUGAGAUUUCACAAGACCAGCUGAAGGACCUCAGCAUUCCUCAGGAAUUCUGGGCUUUGCAGGAUAUAGCUAAACACAGGUUCUUUUCCAACUGGGUGGCUAUGUAUCUCUCAAGACUGAAAAAGAAUACAGGAGAUUCUGACUCUGAGCGAAGGAGAAGAAUGACCAGUAUUAAUCCAAGGUAUGUGCUGAGAAAUUGGAUGGCAGAGUCAGCUGCCCAGAAGGCUGAAAGGAAUGACUUUUCCGAGGUCCGUCUUGUGCAGCAGGUUUUACAGCAACCCUUCCAGUUGCAAACGGUGGCUGAGAGAGCUGGUUAUGCACAACGCCCACCUGCUUGGGCCAGAGCCAUUAAAGUCAGCUGUUCAUCUUGAAACAAGCCUCUAGUCAAGUUAUUGAUGUAUGGAUGAAGCCUUCAAAUGACACCAAAGCCUUAGGACAGGGGUGAGCAAUCUCCAGAGGUCCAGAGCCAAGCAAUCCCAUCUGUGGAUCUUCGGAGGGGCCCGUCUGGUCCUCUGACCCACACGUCCCUUUUCCUUGCCUUAGACAAAUCAGUUUUUAAGAAACCAAGCAACCUCUUUUGGGGCCUCUGGGCCCAACAGGUGGUUUUUUGUUUAAAUUUAACAAUUGGGAUGUGAGGGCCAUUCAAAACAUGGCAAAACUGCCUUCUCCCUAUAGAGCACAAGAAGCUUUUGGGAAAAAAAUAAUUUGAAUUGCGUGUAUGUGUGUCUGCUGGUUGAUGGCGGUUACUGGUUACCUGCUCCAUAUUAAAAUAUCAUGUAACUUAGUAUUUUUGCCACUUGUAUCCUCUGAUGAUGAAGAUCAUGACCACUGGUCCCAUCACCUCCUGGCAAAUAGAAGGGGAAGAUAUGGAGGCAGUGACAGGUAUUAC